AUGUUUGGAUGCCUGUGUGGGGCUAUACGGUGUCGUUGGCCAUCUUCUUCUUCUGGCAGCAUGUGCGGAAACUCUUCGCUGGGCCCACAAUUUGCAUUUAUUGACAGUAUUUGCAUACCACAGGGUGACGAGGUGCUGAAAGCACGAUGCAUCCGAGGAUUGGGUACCUUCCUGACAAGGUCCGAAAAGCUAGUUGUUUUGUGGUCGCCGCAAUACUUCCGUCGCUUGUGGUGUGCAUAUGAGACGGGGUUCUUCUUGCGGGAGAAGGGCGACGUCAAAAAGAUUCAGUUCGUGCCCGUCCAGAUCGGACGCAUUUGUGCAUGUCUCUUCAUAGGGGUGCUGCUCUUCCAAGGGACGAUGUAUGCGGUAGUGUGGGGGGGCAGAGAGUGGGAUGCAAUGCAGGCGACGGGCAUCAUGGCUCCUGCGCUGGUGCUGCAGACAAUUCUCUUAUUCCCAGUUCUGCAAUACACCAUGACCGCCAUGCUCAAGGAUCUGUCGCAGCUGCCGAGACAGGUCAGCGAGUUUCGCGUGCAGGACUCUGAAUGCACGUGUUGCACACAGCAGCACGUUCACCCUGUGACACAUGCACCCAUUGCCUGUGACCGCGAGCUGAUCUACAAAUCUCUACGCAGUACUUUCGGGCCUUCCGUCGAGAAGAUGGAGGAGGAAGCAGCGCUUGAUGCAUUCAACGGCUACGUGCGGGAGACGCUCGCUCAUGCCAUCAACCGAAGCUUCAGGCAUCACACCAUGAUUUUGAGGCAAGCACUUGUGACCUGUGCCACCGCCUGCGGCCCGUGGGCAUCCUCGAACUUGGCCAGGGCUGGUGAGUCAACAUCCUCAGAAGACAUGCUUCGAUGGCUUGCAGGAUUCAUCUACAUCAACCUCGGGCUCCUUUGCCUGAUGCGGAUCGCUUUGCUUAUCGGUAAUUUCGGCGUGUUUCGGAUGGAGAAGUACUCCCAACCGGUUGUCGUCUUGAGUCAGGUGGUGAUGCUUACCUUCAGUGCGGCUGCGAUACUUUUGCCCUGGCCCGUGGCCUGGGUUCUGUCUGUUUCCGGUUACCCUUGGAUUGCGAGCACUGUUUUGGCUGCAAUGCUGUGCAUGAGCGGCUGUUUCCUUUGGCCGGCUUUCAGUGCCCCAGCUGGUAUGCAUGCUUUGCAGCCCGAUCUGCCAAGCACAACCUAUGGAAGUGAGACCGGGUCAGGUCGUGACGAUGACGAAGGGUCAACCUUCGAGAUUUAG
Molecule: messenger RNA, 1239 nt
Organism: Symbiodinium necroappetens
Lineage: Eukaryota; Dinophyceae; Suessiales; Symbiodiniaceae
Source: the annotation of a GenBank genome assembly